CCGCAGCCAGGGCAGAGGGAGCCCCGCUGGACACGGGCACCCGCGAGCCCCGCCGGGAGUCAGGGCGCCCGCGCCAGGGGGCGUUGGUGCUUCCUUCCAGUGCCAGUUGAUCCAUCAAGACCACAUUUGUACUGAUGACAGUGACAAGAUUUUGGGGUUCAGUACACAUGCCUAUCUACUUCCUGUUGCCCUUCACCAGGCACCUGACCAGGAACACUGGCCGUGUUUGCAUGGAAUGAGUGAAGACAGUCCAAGUCCCAAGAGACAACGCCUUUCACAUUCAGUCUUUGACUACGCAGCAGCAUCACCAGCCCCAUCACCGCCAAUGCGCCCAUGGGAGAUGACAUCAAAUAGACAGCCUCCUUCAGCUCGACCAAGCCAACAUCACUUCUCAGGGGAACGAUGCAACACACCUGCACGCAACAGAAGGAGCCCUCCCGUUAGACGCCAGAGAGCAAGAAGAGAUCGCUUGUCUCGACACAAUUCCAUUAGUCAAGAUGAAAACUACCAUCUUCCAUAUGGACAACAACAAGCAAUAGAAGAACCCAGAGCCUUCCACCCACCGAAUGUGUCUCCCCGUAUGUUGCACCCGGCUGCUCAUCCACCACAGCAGAAUGCAGUGAUGGUUGACAUUCAUGAACAGAUCCAUCAGGGCACAGUCCCUGUUUCGUACACGGUGACUACAGUGGCACCACAUGGGAUCCCACUUUGCACAGGUCAGCACAUACCAGCUUGCAACACGCAGCAGGUCCCAGGGUGUUCUGUGGUUUUCAGUGGACAGCAUCUCCCUGUGUGCAGUGUGCCUCCUCCAAUGCUUCAAGCAUGUUCGGUUCAACACUUACCAGUUCCAUAUGCGGCUUUUCCACCCCUUAUCUCCAGCGAUCCAUUUCUUUUGCAUCCUCCGCACCUUUCCCCACAUCACGCUCCACAUCUAUCACCUCCAGGGCAAUUUCUUCCCUUUCAAACACAGCAGUCACGGUCGCCUCUUCAGAGGAUAGAAAAUGAAGUAGAGUUGCUUGGAGACCAUCUUCCUGUAGGAGGUUUUACCUAUCCACCUUCAGCCCAUCCGCCGACAUUGCCUCCAUCAGCCCCUCUUCAGUUCUUAGCGCACGACCCUUUACACCAAGAGGUGUCCUUUGGAGUACCUUAUCCACCUUUUAUGCCUCGAAGACUCACAGGACGCAGCCGGUAUCGAUCCCAGCAGCCAAUACCGCCGCCCCCUUACCAUCCCAGCCUAUUGCCAUAUGUGCUAUCAAUGCUUCCAGUGCCACCCACAGUUGGUCCGGCCUUCAGUUUUGAGCUGGAUGUAGAAGACGGUGAAGUGGAAAACUAUGAGGCACUGCUGAACUUGGCUGAAAGACUGGGAGAAGCUAAACCAAGAGGACUGACGAAGGCAGAUAUUGAGCAACUUCCAUCUUAUAGGUUCAACCCAAAUAACCAUCAGUCAGAACAGACUUUGUGCGUAGUGUGCAUGUGUGACUUUGAGUCGAGACAGCUACUUAGAGUUUUACCAUGUAACCACGAGUUCCAUGCCAAGUGUGUUGAUAAGUGGCUUAAGGCAAAUCGCACCUGCCCUAUCUGCAGAGCUGAUGCUUCAGAAGUACAUCGUGAUUCAGAAUGACCAGUCUAAGAGCACAAUUCUACUUUGGGUGUUCCUAGUCACAUGUGUAUAUAUAUAUGAACUCUCCAUUGAACUUAACCCGUGUGGCUUUCAGCCUUCCCUUUACACAAAAGGGUCAAUGGACCUCUCUUUGCACUGUGUGAUUUAAUCAACUAUAAAGCUUAUACUUAGUCUUCACAAUUAUGGGAUUGUUAUACUAACUGUGUGAUUGGAACUCCAAAGAUAUUUUUUUUUUCUUUUAGCUUAAUUUCGUGUGUGCACUAACAUUCCCUGGGUUUUGUGUGAUCAUUCCGAGUGUUGCUGCGAGAUUACAGUGGAACGUAAUCCAGCAUGUGCUUUUAUAUUAAAAAUGAAAAGAAAAGUGGGAGCUCCAAACAAUAUAGCAAUCUACCUUAUAUAGAGCCUUCAAAUACUGUGAGUGGGAAUAAAUGGUGCGGGGUGGUUGCGUUGAUCGCAGGGUGUGUGUGUAUGCGGGUGAGCAAGUGUUUGGACGGUAGUGUGCAAGAGGACUUAUAUACCAGCAUGUACUGAGGAUGUAAGUGUGUAGUAUUAAUUAUGCUGCAAUGUAUAAUCUUGUGUGUUAUUUAAACAGUACUAGUACUGUACACUGGUUUCUUUCCUUGUGUUUGCAGUUGCACACUGAAUGCUAAGGGUGCAGCAAUUAUAGACAUUUGGUAUUCCCCCUGCCUACAGUUAAUAGUAUAAAAGGGCCUUUUUGCUCUUAUUCAGAGAAAUAUUAUGCUUCCCAUUAAUUGGAGAUACUAUGUCCGCCAUUAUAGAACAUAUUGAAUUCUCAGUUACUAAAAAUAAUUAGCCUUGUUUUUAGGCUGCUGGAAUUUCCACAUUUUUUAAAUGUGCAGCUCACUGCUAACUUUAUAAGGAGUUGCAGCAUUGCACAGUCAGGUAGCAAUAUUAAAUAUUCUCAACUGGUGACUGACAGUUAAUCUCCUCUCUUCCUUCUUAAAUUCUUCCAACCAAUAUUAGUUCUUUUCUGUUGAAUUUUGAAACUGGGUUUUAUUUGAAAAAGUGAAGAUGUCUUUUGGUUUUUUUUUAUCCAUUUUUGUCCAUAAAAAUUUAAAGUGAGAGGAUCUUGGAGAGUCUGUGCAAAUGUUGGCAACAUACCCGCUUAAAUACACAAUUUAGCAUACAAACGCUGGCACUAAUUCACAUUCCUUGCCAUACUCAGGCAAACAUGUACAAUUAAAAUAACUUAAAGAGAGAGAUCCGGUUCACAUGUAAUGAUGACAAAUGGUGGGUUAAUUAAUUAAUUCGCCAUGGUGUAUGCCAUGUACAUUCUGCAGCCAUUUUGAAUAUUCAACCCCUGUUGGGGUUGGGGGUUGCUAUGUGACUUUCAAACUCAGACAUUAUGGGGCUGUUCAGACAACAUGCUAAGCCAUGGUUAGGCCACAAAACCUUUUUAAUGGAUAGUGAGCAUGCUUAAACUGUGGUUAUGCAGCAGCAUGGUUAGGAAUGGUUCACAUGGCACGCUAAGUCAUGGUUCACAUGACAUUGCUAAGCCAUAAUGUUUAGCUCAAAAUGCUUAACUACUGUGACUUAGCAUGUCAUCUGAAAAGGGUCAAAAGUUUAAUCUUGGGUUAAGCAACUUAUAGUUAAUCUACAAUUAGUAGUUAGGUUAACUAUGGGUUGUUUAACUCAUGAUUAACUGGGUUCAGAAUAACUUUACAUAGCAAUCCCCAAUUGGGGGUUAAAUAUUCAAAAAGGUUGCAGAACAUGGCUGGCACAUCCUAUGGCAAAUCAAGGGGUAAUUAACCCAUGAUUUGCUGCCAUUACAUGUGAUCAGCCUGAGAGAGGGAACCAAGUCUUUAACCUUGUGAACAAAAUUAAACCCUUAGCACUUUUUUUAGAGCUAGAACAUGUGGUUUUCCCCACCUCAGCCAUGGUACCAUGUUAAUACUUUACUGCCUGCCAAAAAUGUCACAGGAUAAAGUUUCUAGCCCGCUGUACAUGGUAGCAGGCUUUUAUGUGAUGUUGGGGCUUCCUCAGUGUUGUAUGGAUAGUAUGAAGAAUAUUCAAGAAUGGGCUGGUAUAUGAAAUCAGUGGAAAAACUACUAAAUGCUGUGAAUCUGGAGUUGACCUCCUUUCAAUUGCCUUCUGAAUAAUGUAUUGGGGAAAAUUGGCAUCAUUUGACAUUUCAAGUUUGGCGUUUUUAACUUUUUUCCCAGUACACAACUGUCUGCACAUGACUACCACGUAUCUCUUGGAGAAAUACACUUAUUUGUGGAUUCUUUUGCUUUUCUCCUACGUCUUCAGCACCGUAACGUUCAGGUUGCAACAGCACAAGCCCUGCUUCUAGCAAUAUUGCUGCAACCUGCUGUCAGUUGGCUUUUAAGUUCCUUCUGUGUCCUUUCUGAUGCUUUUGUAUGCUGCUAUGUGUCAAGUCUUGUUUAUUCCUCCAGGACAGUGUUGGUUAUGAAUCAUCCUUCUUUCUGAAGGCUCUGCUGACCAAUCACAGCUUGUGGUUUUUGCAAAAUUAAAAAGCACAAUUCCCAUUCCACCCCUUUUGUUUCAGAUACGAUUUGCCUCUAUAGUUGCUUAGUCUGUCCUUUAGGGUGAAGAACUUAAUGCUAAUGAAGCAGUUUCGUAUACUGUGUGUGGCAGAUUUACGAUGGUUACCAUUUUUCUCUCAACGUGUUCUAAGGAAAUGUCUCAACAUGUCAAAAAGGUUAAAUUGCACAUAGUAAAUUUUAUUUUUUUAAGUAAACAAAAUCGUGGGUUGGGAGGUGGGUGGAACGCCACACGUGUUUUACAGUACUUUGAGUCUUUUUUAUAUUGCUGGACAAAAGAAUUUUUUUUACCUGUACAAAUCUAAACGUAACACUAUCCCAACUCAAUGUCCACUGUCAAAAGCAUAGAAAUAAGGCACUUUCUUGUAACAGAGUGGCAAGGCACAUAAUACCUAAUUCUGAGAAGUGGCUACUCAGUCCUGAAUCUGGGUCCACAUUGCAGGUCAGCACCUGGCCCUUAAUACUCAGUUUCAGUUGAGCAAGACUAUUGGUGGAUGGAGAGGGCUGAAGUAGAAACUACUUUGGUAGUAAACUGAAGUUAAUUGUUGCACUUCUGUAGCUGAUCUCUGCUUUGAAUGACUUCUGUUUGCAUGGGACUCUUGCAUAUGUGUCUGGAUUUGCUUCCUGUGGUUAAGUGUGAUUGAGACCACAAAUGCAUGUGUUCUGAACCAGUUCGGGCUGGCUGCAAUGGAAUUCUUAACCCACUGCUGCUGGCAGACGAGAAGAGGAUUCAUGCUCAGCCAUUAACUGCCAUGUGUUAUGCACAUUUGUGCAUCCAAUUCAGGGGUGAACACUUUUUGGGGGGUCGUGGGACCAUUUUCGCCCCCUGUGGGCUGCACUCUAUAGGGCCCUGGAGGGGGAAAAAACAGUGGUUUCCUGCUGAAGUUCAAUAGCAAACCACUACAGUGUGCUAAAAGGGUCAAUUUUAGAACAAGCUAAAGUUGACCUUUUAAACUCUUCAAAAAGCACUAAAACCACCAGUUUCCCCCCUUGCUGCUGCCAAAUUUGGUGGUGGGGGGCUCCAUGUGGCUUGUGUGUUGCCCAACUCUGACCUAAUUCCACAGCCCUCAUUGAUGCGUGACAGCACCAGAUUACGUUGGGUAGCCUUUUCCCUUCUUCUCCCUACUUCUCCCACUAAAGGAAGGAAGAAAAAGUUGGCUUUAUCAUGUUGGCACUGCUGUGGUUUUAUUUGCAUGAAUUGUCAACUUAAUUUGAGCUCCUGGCCUUUUUUUUUU
Elgaria multicarinata webbii is the source of this 5381-nucleotide messenger RNA. RefSeq names its product ring finger protein 38 (gene RNF38). Gene Ontology annotation, molecular function: ubiquitin protein ligase activity. Lineage: Eukaryota; Metazoa; Chordata; Lepidosauria; Squamata; Anguidae. The transcript has 13 exons. Bases 236 to 1621 code for a protein of 461 amino acids. The record is from RefSeq and is a predicted model, not a curated record. Gene Ontology annotation, biological process: protein ubiquitination.